CGAGCAACACAAGACAUCGACAUUGUCGUCCUCCGCGGAACAACAGCCACAGCACGGGCAAUGCUACGCUCUUCACCAGAUUUCUGCGUCGACCCGCGCACAAACCACACCACCUACACUGGAGGUACACCGGUUGAUAUUGAGAUCCUCACGCCCCCGUUUAUGUUUCAGGAGGCGUUUGAUGAGGCUACGGGUGUAGUGAGCGUUGAAGGGGUGAGCGUGUUGAAGCCUGCGUUGCUGCUUAAUGCGAAAUGCGGGUCUGUAGGGUGUAGAUCUUCAGAGGGGAAGAGGAGGUCGGAUGCGUUGGAUGUGUUGUUUCUGUUGAGGUUUUGUGUGGCGCAUCCUGAGUAUUUACCGAAGAUAGGAGAGGUGCCGAAUGCGACGGGGGAGUUGGUGGGUGCGCUGGUGGAGGUGUAUGGGGGUGAGGAGGAGUGGGUUGCAGCGGGAUAUGAUUUGAAGAAGGGCUGUUUUAUACGUGAGUAG
Molecule: messenger RNA, 483 nt
Organism: Aspergillus wentii DTO 134E9
Lineage: Eukaryota; Fungi; Ascomycota; Eurotiomycetes; Eurotiales; Aspergillaceae
Exons: 1
Source: RefSeq, a predicted model, not a curated record